This is a messenger RNA of Impatiens glandulifera, 2859 nucleotides long. Its product is annotated as glutamate receptor 2.7-like. Gene Ontology annotation, molecular function: ligand-gated monoatomic ion channel activity; signaling receptor activity. The transcript has 6 exons. Bases 1 to 2859 code for a protein of 952 amino acids. Gene Ontology annotation, cellular component: plasma membrane. The record is from RefSeq and is a predicted model, not a curated record. Lineage: Eukaryota; Viridiplantae; Streptophyta; Magnoliopsida; Ericales; Balsaminaceae.
AUGGGUCCAUGGCUCCAUUUGAUAAUAUUAACAAUAAUAGUAUUGGUAGUGUCUUCUUCUUCUUCAACUAAUAUAGGAGUGGUUAUCAAUGUCGAUUCUCGUAUUGGAAAGGAGACUAAAAUCGCCAUGAAAAUCGCAACCACUCAACAAUUCAAUAAUUCUAUUUCUCUUCGUUUUAUCAUAGCUGAUAACCCCCUUCAAGCUGCUCAGGCCGCUAAAGCGAUUAUUCAAGACACGAAAGUGGAUGUCAUAAUUGGAAUGGAGACAUGGGAAGAAACCGCCUUAGUUGCCGAAGUUGGAAACCAAGCUCGAAUCCCCGUUAUAUCCUUUGCUUCUUCAUCAAUCGGUUCAAUCUUAUCGCCAAUCCAAUGGCCAUUCCUCGUCCGAAUGUCCACAAGCGCUUCAUCAGAAGCGCAAUGCAUCGCUUCCAUUAUCCACUCCUUCCAAUGGAGGAGAAUUAUCUUAAUCUACGAACUCGACCGAUACGGAAACGACGGAGGAGCCCUAGCCGCUUUAUCCUAUCACCUCCGACGCGUAAACUCCGAUAUAAUUGAUUAUCUAAUCCUCCCAACAUUCUCGUCUUUGUCAAAUCCAAGAGAGUUUAUAAGACGUGAAUUUGCAAAACUGUUGGUCAAUCAAGCGCCCCCAAGAAUCUUUGUCACGCUCCGGUUAUCUCUACAAAUGGCGGCUCAACUUUUCCACGAAGCUAAAUUAGUGGGGCUAAUGAAUUUUGACUCGUCUUGGCUUUUGUCUAGCAGCGUCUCCGACUUACUAGAGUCUGCUGACGCGUCUCUUAUUUCGAACAUGGAAGGCGCUCUCGGAGUUAAAAACUAUUACCCCGAGAAUACUUUUGAAUUAAAACGGUUUAGGCGGGAGUUUAAUAAGGCUUUUCGAUUAACUUACCCUGAUGAAGACAUUUCGGAGCCAGGGAUCCAUGCAUUGAGAGCCUAUGAUAGCAUUAAUCUCGUCGGGAAUGCAACGGUUAACCAUAAUGACACUAACGGUCAACUAAUCGAUAAAAUCUUAUCGAGCAAUUUCACCGGUUUAAGUGGAACCAUUCACUUUAACAAGGGAGAGCUUUCAGCUCGUCCCGUUUUCUCCAUUGUCAACGUUGUUGGAAAGCGAUACAAAGAGCUCGGUUUUUGGUCAUCCAACUCCGGUUUCUCCGAUAGACCAUUUAACAACCUCGGAAGCAACAGUAUGGACAUAUGGGCUGAUUUAGUGAGUUGGCCACAAAACUUAACGAUAGUAGCCGGUUUGAUCAAUUGCACAAAAUCAACAGUUCCAAACCCGAUCAAGAUCGGGAUUCCAACCAAAACAGUUUUCGAUAAGUACGUGAAGGUUAACAUGUCGAACAGAGAAUCCCAACCAACCGGUUUCUGCAUCGACGUUUUCCAAAAUGCGCUUCAGAUUCUCGAACAAAAACAUGUCCCAUUCCCGCCUCAUGUUUUCUGCCCAUACGAAGGAACAUACGACGAACUAGUCGAUCAAGUCGCGAACAACGUGUUCGAUCUUGUGGUCGGGGAUGUGACUAUAUUAUCAGACAGAUUACAGAAAGUGGAUUUCAGCCUUCCGUUUGCUGAAUCUUACUUGACGAUUCUAGCUCCGGUUACUCCAAGAACAUAUGAUCCAUGGCUGUUCUUCAAAACAUUCAGCAAUAAACUCUGGAUAACCACCUGCUUUAUAUUUUUCUAUAAUGUAAUGAUAGUUUGGAUUUUAGAACAUAGGGAUAAUCCAGAAUUUGAAGGGCCUUGGUAUAAACAGCUAGGGACUGCACUAUGGUUCACAUACUGUUCAAUCUACUAUGUUCAUGGAUCGAAGACUCACAAGAGUUAUACCAAGGUUGUCUUGGCGGUUUGGUUCUUCGUGGUGAUGGCUUUAAACGCCACCUUCACGAGUAUCCUAUCGGCUGCACUCACAGUUGAUCAGUUAAGGCCAGACAUAACAGAUGUGGAAUGGUUGAAAGAACACAACUCAACAGUUGGAUGUGAUGAAGGGUCUUUCAUGACAGACUACUUGGUGAAUGUAAUGAAGCUCAAAAAUGAAAACAUCAAGAACAUAAGCUAUGAACUUGAUUACAGAAGUGCAUUCGAAAACAGGAAUAUAACCGGGGCAUUCUUGGAGCUCCCUUAUGCUAAAGCUUUUCUAUCGGAAUACUGUGGUGGAUACGCAACCACUGAACUUCCCGACAGAUUUGGUGGAUUUGGUUUUGCGUUUCAGAAAGGAUCUUGGAUGACAUCUCACUUUUCAGAAGCAAUUCUAAACAUGGCAGAGAAAGGGGAAUUGAAGAAAAUGGAAGACAAAUGGUUUCCUCCUUCAAAAGAGUGUUCAUCUAUGUUAAAUUCAAACAACAAAGCUGGUAGAUUAAGCUGGAUUUGUUUCCAAGGACUUUACCUAAUCUCCAUCGUUACUUCUUCAACUUGUUGCCUUAUAUUUGCAAUUCGACGACUUCUUCUCCAUUGUCGCGAGGCUUGUGGAGGCAAUUUAGGGUUAGUGUUGCGUGGAAAAGCGAGAGAUUAUUGGAACAGAAUCUGGUCUAAUUUGACUAGUUUCUUACCUCACUCAUUGGGAGCCCAAACAAAACCCAACAAACUCUCCCCUCACAACUAUGGGAAAGAUGUUAUCAACCCCGCGGUUGAACAACAAAACUUGAACUUGCUUAGUGGUAGUGCCUUAGUCAUCAUAUCGGCGCCAUUAUCGUUUAGAAGCACAUACCUUUCUUGCACAAUGUCAAGUUCGAAUAAUAACUUCUUAACCCAAAUCAGCUCCUUACAAGCUUCCGUUGCUGCAAUAAGCUCAGCCUCCGCGGUUGACAACGCAACACACUUUUGUAGUCUCGAUUACCAAGAAAUAGCCUGA